Molecule: messenger RNA, 792 nt
Organism: Podarcis raffonei (Aeolian wall lizard)
Lineage: Eukaryota; Metazoa; Chordata; Lepidosauria; Squamata; Lacertidae
Product: keratin-associated protein 9-1-like
Exons: 2
Coding region: 1-792 (263 amino acids)
Source: RefSeq, a predicted model, not a curated record
AUGUACCUCAACCGCCUGUGCCGCUGUCACGCAACUAAUCUGCAAAUAGCCAGAACUUACACCCCCUGUGCCUCUACCUCCUGUGCUGCUGCUACUGCCACUGAUUCCUCUACCGCCUGUUCCUCUACUGCUGCUGCUGCUACUGGUGCCUCUACCACCUGUUCCUAUGCCGCUACCGCUGGUGCCUUUUAUGCCUGUGCCUCUACCGCCUGUGCCGCUGCUGCCUAUGCCUCUACCACCUCUGCCUCUGCCACUGAUGCCUCCACCACCUGUGCCUCUACUGCCUGUUCCACUGCUGCCGCCGGUGCCACUAGCACUGCUGCCUCUGUCUCUACUUCCUGUGCCUCUGCCCCUACCGACUGUGCCUCUGCUGUCUGUGCUACUUCCUCUACCAUCUGUGCUGCUGUCACCUGUGCCUGUGCCACUGCGACUGAUGCCUCCACCACCUAUACUUCUAACGUCUGUACCUCUGCCACCUGUGCCUCUACCACCUGCACCUCUGCCACUUCCACCUCUGUGUGUGCCAUCGCCGCUGAUGCCUCUGCAGUCUGUGCCUCUGCCACUGCUGCUGAUGACUUCAUCGCCUGUCCAUCUACCACCUGUGCCACUGCCACUGCCUUCUGUGCCUUUACAGCCUGUGUCGCUUCUACUUCUGCCUGUAACUCCACCACCUGUGCCUCUACCACCUAUGCCGCUGCCACCUGUGCCUCUUUCACCUGUGCCUCCACCGCCUGUGCCUCUACCUACCGCCUAUGCCUAUUCUGCUGCUGGUGGUGCCUCUACCGCCUGUAG